Messenger RNA from Zonotrichia leucophrys gambelii, 2158 nucleotides. It is a transcript of the gene DDX6, whose product is annotated as DEAD-box helicase 6. Gene Ontology annotation, biological process: P-body assembly; cytoplasmic stress granule assembly; negative regulation of translation. The record is from RefSeq and is a predicted model, not a curated record. The transcript is spliced from 14 exons. Gene Ontology annotation, molecular function: RNA helicase activity; mRNA binding; ATP binding. Gene Ontology annotation, cellular component: P-body; cytoplasmic stress granule. The coding region runs from base 362 to 1813 and encodes 483 amino acids. Lineage: Eukaryota; Metazoa; Chordata; Aves; Passeriformes; Passerellidae.
AGGAAGCCGCCAUCUUGGAGCGUCGAGUCGCCAUAACAAGGCACCGGGGGAGCGAGAGGAUUUUGUACCUGGGCGAGGGGGAGCGCGGCUGGUGGCGAUUGAAGCAAGUGAAUUGUGAUAUAACUGAACUUCAAUAGAGGGCUUUUUUUAAAAAAAAGUUGUUCCACAGUGCAUCAGAGCAAGUUACUGCUUUACUUUUGAGUGACUUACAGGUGCUUGCCUGCAUUGCAAUAAAGGACUCAUAUAUUGAGCAAGACUUAUUUAUCUCUUCAUUUUGGAGAGUCUAAUAAACUGUUAUUACAGUUUCUGUACUGACUUUCAAAGUUUUGAAGUCUAAAAAGACAUCUUUAAAGAUAAAAGCAUGAGCACGGCCAGAACAGAGAACCCUGUUAUAAUGGGUCUAUCCAGUCAGAAUGGGCAGUUGAGAGGCCCUGUAAAACCCAGCGGGGGCCCAGGAGGUGGAGGCACACAAACUCAGCAACAGAUGAACCAGCUGAAAAAUGCCAACACAAUCAAUAAUGGCACUCAACAGCAAGCACAGAGUAUGACCACCGCUAUUAAACCUGGUGAUGACUGGAAGAAGACUUUAAAACUCCCUCCAAAGGAUUUGAGAAUCAAAACUUCGGACGUGACCUCCACAAAAGGAAAUGAGUUUGAAGAUUACUGUUUGAAACGGGAGUUGCUGAUGGGAAUUUUUGAAAUGGGCUGGGAAAAACCAUCUCCUAUUCAGGAGGAGAGCAUCCCCAUUGCUUUAUCUGGUAGGGAUAUCUUGGCUAGAGCAAAAAAUGGAACAGGCAAGAGUGGAGCCUACCUCAUUCCUUUACUUGAACGGCUAGACUUAAAGAAGGACAAUAUACAAGCAAUGGUGAUUGUUCCCACCCGUGAACUAGCCCUGCAGGUCAGUCAAAUCUGUAUCCAAGUCAGCAAGCACAUGGGAGGUGCCAAAGUGAUGGCAACAACGGGAGGAACCAAUUUGCGAGAUGACAUAAUGAGACUUGAUGAUACAGUGCAUGUGGUGAUAGCUACCCCUGGGAGAAUUCUCGAUCUCAUCAAGAAAGGAGUAGCAAAAGUUGAGCAUGUCCAGAUGAUAGUAUUGGAUGAGGCAGAUAAAUUGCUGUCUCAAGAUUUUGUUCAAAUAAUGGAAGACAUAAUCCUCACACUACCUAAAAACAGACAGAUUUUGCUCUACUCAGCCACUUUUCCUUUGAGUGUGCAGAAGUUCAUGAAUUCCCAUUUGCAGAAACCGUAUGAGAUAAAUCUGAUGGAGGAGCUGACCUUGAAGGGAGUUACUCAGUACUAUGCCUAUGUCACUGAGCGUCAGAAAGUGCACUGCCUCAAUACACUCUUUUCCAGGCUCCAGAUUAACCAGUCGAUCAUUUUCUGCAACUCCUCUCAACGGGUUGAAUUGCUAGCCAAAAAGAUCUCCCAGCUGGGCUAUUCCUGCUUUUAUAUCCAUGCUAAAAUGAGGCAGGAGCACCGCAAUCGUGUAUUCCAUGAUUUCCGAAAUGGCUUGUGCCGCAAUCUCGUUUGCACUGAUCUGUUUACCCGAGGUAUUGAUAUCCAGGCUGUGAAUGUGGUGAUAAAUUUUGAUUUCCCAAAGCUGGCAGAAACUUAUCUUCAUCGCAUUGGCAGAUCAGGUCGCUUUGGUCAUCUUGGCCUGGCCAUCAACUUAAUCACCUAUGAUGAUCGAUUCAACCUGAAAAGUAUUGAGGAACAGUUGGGAACUGAAAUUAAACCCAUACCAAGCAACAUCGACAAGAGCUUGUAUGUGGCAGAAUACCACAGUGAACCUGUAGAAGAUGAGAAACAGUAAACAUGCAGGCUUUGAUUACACAUGCCAGAAGGUGAAGCCCUAUGAUCCAGAUCUGUGACACAUCGUUUCUUUGGGGAUACCCUUCUCUUUGUGGGUUUUUCUUCAUCUUUUCAUUUCGGAACUAUGAAGACUAAAAGAACUCGGCCUUUUUUUCUCUUUAAAUUUGGCAGCAAGGAAGAAAGAAGAUAAAAGGAAGAAUGUCUUUUUGUUUUUCCACUUUUUGCACUGUGUGCUGAUUGAACAUUAGUUGCACUAACUGCUGGUUUUAAAUUUUGUUUUCUUUGGGCGGGAGGGUCAGCAAGGGAAGAAGAGAAACCCUGAAAAGAGAAGAAUCUUGAUGAACAC